Acanthaster planci (crown-of-thorns starfish) is the source of this 2775-nucleotide messenger RNA. Its product is annotated as platelet-activating factor acetylhydrolase-like. Gene Ontology annotation, molecular function: 1-alkyl-2-acetylglycerophosphocholine esterase activity. Lineage: Eukaryota; Metazoa; Echinodermata; Asteroidea; Valvatida; Acanthasteridae. The record is from RefSeq and is a predicted model, not a curated record.
UUGGUUGAAUUUCGUGGGGUGACAAGCGUAAAACUGUCUUCCGACUGCCGGCGCAUGUGACAGUGACAAUGACAGGUGCGGCCAAGAAAGUCACGAAGUGCCCCUUAGACCAAGUUGGAGAACUGCAGCUGUUCUAAUCGCACUCUGCAAAGUACGUAGGCUUUGGAAUGUUUGGUCCUCCGUUGUGACUGUGCUGUAAAAACUUCAUUAACUUACAACUGUGCAAGUUAGGCCUACAUAAGUUAGGCCUAAAACAAAAGUUCUAUGCAUCAAGUGAUGUCCAAACAAGCCAGGUUCACCGCUGUGAAGAAUAAGCAAUUAACGCAUGCACUUCCGUCUCUGUGAUUGGACAUUGUUGAAUCGUCACUUUGCUGCCGUCAUCAUGUGGCCAUUUACAAAAAGUGCAGAUGCUGGCAUAUUGCCAGGGCAUGGCAAGUACUCCGUUGGCUGCAUGGAUAUCAUGUGUGAUACCACCAUCCACGGGAGUUUCCUGCGCCUGUUUUAUCCAGCUGCUUCCCCGAAAGCCAGCAUUGCCAGCGAUUCAUCGGCCUAUGCAGCCUGGCUUCCAAGCAGGGAGUACGCAGAGGGUUUUGUGAGCUACGCGGGCUACAAGCACGCAGCCUCAGUAACAGCCUCCUUGCUGACGUUCCUCACAGAAAGUUUCAAGAUCCCGGCCAUUGAGAAUGCGCCGCUUGCUAAGUCCAACACACCCUUCCCCGUUGUGAUAUUCUCGCAUGGUCUCUCGGCGUGUCGGACGACCUACUCCUCCAUAUGUGUGGAGCUGGCAUCUCACGGAUUCAUCGUUGGAGCCGUCGAGCAUAGAGAUAAGUCGGCCUGUGCCACCUACGUCAUCAAAGAUGUCACAGAAGAUGAGAGCGACUGCAAAGCGCCCUCUGGAGGCCGGGUCCAGGAGUGGAUACCUAUCCUUCUGGUGGAAGGAGACGACUUUGAGAUCAGAAAUAAUCAGCUGAGCCAGCGUGCUGAGGAGUGCACACGGGCAUUGGAUCUGCUCUUGAAGAUGAACAGCGGGGAGCCAGUUGUCAAUGCACUCAAUGAUAAAUUUGACGGAAGCAUGUUUAAGGGCAAAUUGGACAGCGACAAAGUAGCAAUAUGCGGCCACUCAUUUGGAGCCGCCACGGCCUUGUUGACGUUAUCUCAAGACAAACGAUUCAAAUGUAGUGUGGCCUUGGAUGCAUGGCUGUUUCCCGUCGACAAGUCCACGUAUGCCGAUAUCCACCAACCAGUGCUCUUGAUCAACACAGAGAAGUUCCACUGGCCUGCCAACGUGGCCCGCAUGAUCCGAUUGGUGCCUGAGUUCGACGAGCCAACCAAUGAUAGAAGAAUGAUAACGAUACGUGGAACGAUACAUCAGAGUCAGACGGAUUUUGCGGUUCUCUUCCGGCAAUCGGCGGCCAGACUGCUGCAUUUUGCCGGCAGUCUGGAUCCUACACUCGCCAUGGAGCUUAACCUGCAUGCAACACUGGCUUUCCUGUCCUCACAACUAGGCCUGCCAUGCAACGCUGAUUAUGACAAAAUCCUCACAGGAGAAAACAAGCACGUCCUAAUAGGCACCAACGUCAAACUCGACCCGGAGAAAGUAUUGGCAAUGAAGGCAAGUUUGUAAGGUCUCAUCAAUCCAGGUUCAUUCGAAUGAGGACGGGCAUCGUUAGCAGUGGAAUAUCCACAGGGGGAGGGGCACGUUGCUUCCCCCCCCCAAGGCAUGUUGCCCAUUUUUUUUAAUUACAAGGGCCAGCGUUUCAGAAAUGGUACUACCACCUCUGUGGGGAGGGCAGGUUCUUCCACCCAUAAAAGUAACUAGACAGUCAUUUUCGAAAAAAAAAUUCCAUUCCCCAACCCCAGAGCCAGGACCUUGAAUUGCCACUAAUUGAUUACUGCACAUGCCCAAGGCGUGCGUCAUUACUCCUAGCGGUGUCAGAUCUGACAGGUGACUUGAUGAUCUGAGUUUAAUACGGGUCCAAUUAACUAAUGAGCCUGGAGUGUUUAGAAGCUUUCCUCAUUAAACUUUGAUACCUGCAGUUCACUCUGUAGGGUUUCAAAAGGUUUUUAAAAAUUAAUGGACAUAUUGUCUCCUUUCUACAUUGGCAUUACCUCAGGGAGGUAAGAAUAUUAAAGAAAGGUGUAUCGUGAAUUUCUGAAAUUUAAAAUCAAUCCAUUUCCUGACCCUAUAAUCAACUGUGCAAAUUUCGUUUUGUAAUGAAUGGUUUAGACAAAAAAUCUGGAUUUUGCUCUGUCACGACUGAUAUGUUCCUUUUAUACCACCGUAAAAUGUUUGCCGAAUUAUUGUCUGGCCACAGUAUGCCAGGAAUGUUGUAAGCGCACAGACUUGAUGUAAUGCCGCAAGAAAGAAAAAAAAUUGGGAUGGUGAUGACGAUUUUAAUUAAAGUAAAAAACAUUUAAAAAAAUCAACCCACUCAGUGAGGAAGGGAUUGGAGCUUACCUAUGAAGAUAGAAGGCCAACCUGGCUCCCUAAUUCGACAGUAAUGUGCUAUAAUUCUAUUACCGUUGUCUUUUAUACAUAUGGAAUUAUUAUUUUAUUUGAUGGAAUUCAUUCCAAUUAUAUUUUAAAUGAAUUAAAUAUCAAAAAUAUUUUAUGAAGGUAAUAAAUAAGACUCAGAUUUCCUCAUAUGCUAUGUUGAUGUGCAGUAUGGAGCAUAUUCUGUCUACAGUCGGACAAUAUUUGUGUCGGAUCCCGCGUGGAAAUUAUGAUGGCUCCAUAUUGUCUUGUUCCAAAUGGAAGCACCAAAUGCGGGCAGC